This is a messenger RNA of Akanthomyces muscarius, 570 nucleotides long. RefSeq lists its product as uncharacterized. The coding region runs from base 1 to 570 and encodes 189 amino acids. Lineage: Eukaryota; Fungi; Ascomycota; Sordariomycetes; Hypocreales; Cordycipitaceae. The transcript has a single exon. Gene Ontology annotation, molecular function: protein binding. The record is from RefSeq and is a predicted model, not a curated record.
AUGCUCGCUGUCUGUCACGGCACCCCCUCCAUGGUCGAGCUGCUUCUCAGGCUAGGGGCCGACCCCAAUGUGCGCGCGGGACACGGCGACCGACAUGGCACAACCGCGCUCAUGCACGCAAUCAGGAUGCGAAAGCGCGAGGCGUUUUCGCUUCUUAUGGAUGCCGGCGCAGACAUUCACCAGCAUACGGACGGAGAAUGUGCGGCAUAUCAUCUCCUCACGCCACGCGCCGUCGUCGACUCGUGCUCGGGGGAGAUCUGGACCGAGCUGCUCAAGGCCGGCGCCGACGUGGGCAGGCCCGUCUGGCUUCGCGACCACAGGGGUACCCAGUACACUAUUCUCGAGCAGGCUGUCCACGAAGCGUUUUGGGGAAACAGUCGCCCGCUGGACCUGAUACGGGACCAUGCGCAGGGGGUUGAUCCCGUGGUGCUCGAACGGGCGUACGGCUUUCUAAAGGGCACGAUGCGCUGGCACGACUGCACAAUGGCCGAUGUGCGAGCGGCGCUGCGUUGGAAAGCAAAGCCAAAAGCAAAAAAGGUUCGUUUCAACCUCGACUGUGUAGAAAAGUAG